Molecule: messenger RNA, 1018 nt
Organism: Synchiropus splendidus (mandarinfish)
Lineage: Eukaryota; Metazoa; Chordata; Actinopteri; Syngnathiformes; Callionymidae
Gene: gbp
Product: glycogen synthase kinase binding protein
Exons: 1
Coding region: 251-733 (160 amino acids)
Cellular component (GO): cytoplasm
Source: RefSeq, a predicted model, not a curated record
CUCUGGUGCGUUAGUGUGGAGCGCGUGUUGCUGAGAGCUACAGGCCCACCAGAAACCACCGAACUGGACCGGUACCACCCAGUCCCGGAGCGUUGUUUUAAAAAAGAACUGCCCUUUGCAAAGAGAAGUGAACAUCUUCAGAGCGACGAGACUUGAAGCGUGGUUUUUAAAAAAGUGCCUAACGCAGCCUCCGCUACGGGAGCGGCUGCUCCGACGGUCCGAGCAGAACCACCCAGGAAGAACCGGGACCAUGUCGCCGUGUCGUAAGGAGAACUACAUCCUCCUAGAACAGUCAGUCACAGUGGAGUCCACCGAAGUGGACUCGCUGGUGUCGAAGAUCGGGGAGGUUCUGCAGCUUCACAACAACAGCGGCGGCCAUCAGAAGACGGUAUCCGUUUCCGUCUCGUGCCUGCGUGGAGGCGCUGCUGCGGGCAGGCCGGCUCGUGUCGCCGUGGAAGGUUCCGGCGCGUCUGCGCAGAAGAGACCCGGCUGUUACAUGCGCCUCUGGAACCGGGGCAGCAGCCGCCCCAGUCCGUAUAGCGUCCCCGGGACGAGCGAGCACAACUGGGACCAGAUCAAAGCGUGGAACAAGAAACGGGUGGAGGAGGAAGAGCCGCACCGGCUACUGCAGGAGCUCAUUCUGUCCGGGAACCUGGUCAAAGAGGCGGUGAGGAGGCUGCAGUUCCCCGGGACCAGCUGUGGAGAGUUUUCCCGUCCAGACCAGCGAGCAUGACGUCACGACGGAUCGGAACACUUGCAACUGAUCUUGACUUCAAGACUGUUGUGUCUGCCAGCGCCCCCUGCGGCCUGUUUACGUUCGAUAUUUUUUUUGUCGGUGGGGGAUGGUGGUGUUGUUCUUCACCUAAUUUCCGUUUUUGACGAGUAUUGAUCAGAGAACUAAACAAUUGUGAGUUUAGAUACAUUACGGACCGGACCGCGGUUUCCAGUCGCUUCGUACCGAAGCUCUAGAUAAUGAUCCUGAAUAUUCAGGACCUUUUGUCCAAAUAAAGUCGUUUCU